GUGUCAUGCCUGUUUGCCUGCUUGUGUGCCUUCUCUCUCUCUUCCUAUCUCUCUCCUCCACCGUGGUUACUGCAGUAGUCCAGCAGCCAGUUGGGAGCUUCUCAGCCACACAGAGAGCUAACUGCCACAACUUGCUACCUCACCUCAUACCUACAGCCCUCAGCCCUGAGCUCAGCCCUGGGGAUCAAAUAGUAGACAACCAGGACAGACAGAGGGAUACGGCAGGAGACACACACCUCGGGGGAGAGAGCACCAGGCCAGGAACCCUCCAUACCUGGAGGGAUACCAGCUACAGAUAGAUACCCUGCACAGCCACCAUCGCAUCCACACAGCAGGAGUGUUCUCUCUCUCUCUCUCUCUCUCUCUCUCUCUCUCUCUCUCUCUCUCUCUCUCUCAAGCGUAGCUCCGGCAGCACUGCGCUCCCCUCAACCUCCUCCUCCUCCCCCCUCUCUAACCAGCACCACCAUCUCUCCACCUCCCCCCACCCCCUCAGGAGGAAUCGCUGGAUUAUUGCUAACUAUGCUGCACGCGGCAGACUGCUGCUGCUAUAGACACAGCCAGGCAAACCAACGCAGGAUGAGGACCAGAAGAGAAGAGAGAAAAAGAGAGUAGAGGGGGAUGACUGCUUCGGGAGUCCUUUAGCUUUUCCCUCUCUCUCUUUCUCCAUCCGUCAGAGCGGGGCUAAUCAGACACCAGCUAGCCGUCGGCAAAGUCACAGAGACGGGCUCUCCGCCGACACACACACACACACAGCAACCCAUGAACACGCUCACAUGCAUGAGUACCUGCCAGAACGGGGGAUAUUCUGUCGUUUUUUUCCUUCUGCUCGGUGUGUCUGGCUUUUACUGUGUGAUGGAGUAGUUUGAUUCGUCAACAGAGGGGGCCGUGUGUCUGCGGCUGCAGGCAGGGAGAGGGGGAGAGGAGGGGGGCUGGGGGACGCCAGGCACCUGCUUAGCUUAACCCACAAGGCCUGUCCUUUCCCACCGAGCCUCUAGUCUCUACACGCUGCUCCGCUCCGCUCUGCUCCACUCUCACCACUGGCUAACAGGAGACAUCUUGUUCCAUUGGUUAACACAGGGACAUUACCACCACUUUCCAGAGGAAGGAGAAUAACUUAAAUUAAAUAUAUUUUUCACUUUUCUGUUUUUCCAUGGAAGUGAACUAUACAUGACUGUGGUUUGUGAUUGGUUUUCAUAGUAUUCAGAAAGGAAGAAGAAACGGACCGUUUCAGAACUAAUGAGCGUCUCCCAGUCCUGUCUAUGGCGUGGCGAAACAUGUCCUUGUUCCAGCCAGGGUAGGAGGGUGGUGCGUCCUCCUCUAGCGUCCGUCUCCCCCCACCAUGCUGAAUAAUGAGUCCUCCGAACCAUGAGUCCUGUGGGCCGGGUUUCUCUGCAGCCCACCUGGAACGCAGCCCUGCUCGCCCUGCUCGCCCUGCUAGCCCUCACCAUGGUGCCAGCUCUCAGUGUGUGCCAGCCUGCCGGCCUGGGUGCUCCCUCUAACCCCCAGAACUGCCCGGCUGUGUGCUCAUGCACCAACCAGCUCGCUAAGGUGGUGUGUACGCGCCGUGGCCUGGUCAGGGUGCCCCCCGGGAUCCCCACCAACACCAGGUACCUCAACCUGAUGGAGAACAGCAUCGAGACCAUUCAGGCUGACACCUUCAGACACCUACACCAUCUUGAGGUGCUGCAGCUGGGCAGGAACGCCAUCAGGCAGAUCGAAGUGGGGGCCUUCAAUGGCCUAACCAGCCUCAACACCCUGGAGCUGUUUGACAACAGACUGACGGGGAUCCCCAGCGGGGCCUUUGAGUACCUGUCCAAGCUGAGGGAGCUGUGGCUGAGGAACAACCCUAUCGAGAGCAUCCCAUCCUACGCUUUCAACAGGGUGCCCUCGCUGAUGAGGCUGGACCUGGGCGAGCUCAGGAGGCUGGAUUACAUCUCUGACGGGGCCUUCGAGGGCCUGCAGAACCUCAAGUACCUGAACCUUGGGAUGUGUAACCUCAUGGAGAUGCCUGUCCUGUCUCCCCUGACAGGCCUGGAGGAGCUGGAGAUGUCUGAGAACACUUUCCCUGAGAUGAAGCCUGGCUCGUUCCGUGGCCUGCACUCCCUACAGAAACUCUGGAUUAUGAACUCUGGGAUCACCGUGAUUGAGAGGAACGCUUUUGAUGACAUCACAGCGCUGGUGGAGCUGAAUCUAGCCCAUAAUAACCUGUCGUCUCUCCCCCACGACCUCUUUGCCCCGCUGCAGUACCUGGUGGAGCUCCAUCUCCACCACAACCCCUGGAGGUGUGACUGUGAUGUGGUCUGGCUGUCCUGGUGGCUCAGGGAGUACAUCCCCACUAACUCCACCUGCUGCGGCCGCUGCCACUCCCCUGCCCACAUGAGAGGACGAUACCUGGUGGAGGUGGACCAGACCACAUUCCAGUGCUCUGCUCCCUUCAUCCUGGACGCUCCCAGGGACCUCAACAUCUCUGCAGAAAGAGUGGCUGAGCUCAAGUGUCGUACAGCCUCCAUGUCAUCGGUCCGAUGGCUGCUUCCUAAUGGGACUGUUCUGACCCACGGCUCGGCUCAUCCUCGGAUCUCUGUCCUUAACGACGGAACGCUCAACUUCUCCAACGUUCUGCCAUCGGACACGGGUGUCUACAUCUGCAUGGUGACUAACAUGGCCGGUAACUCAAACGCCUCGGCCUACCUGAAUGUCAGCAAUGCCGAACUCAACACCUCCAACCUGUCCUAUUUCACUACACUGACUGUGGAGGUGCUGGAGCCCACCGUAGAGGAGAUCCCCAAACCCAAACCCACCAUCCCAGCCUCGCCCUCCGUGUUCCAGCCCGUCUUCAUCUCCACGCCCACCGUGUUGCUCCAGAACACCCAGACUCCCCACCAGGUAUCACUCCCCACGGCCCAUGGCCCCAUCCAUCCCCCCCCCAGUCUGGACGAGGUCAUGAAGACAACCAAGAUCAUCAUUGGCUGCUUCGUAGCAGUGACGCUCCUGGCCGCGGCCAUGUUGAUCGCCUUCUACAAGCUGCGUAAGCGGCACCAGCAGCGGAGCACGGUGGCGGCGGCGCGGACCAUCGAGAUCAUCCAGAUGGACGAGGAAGUUCCCCAAGUUCCACCGGCAAGGUCAGGUUCUAGCGGGUCUGAGGAAACAGGGCUGACUCUGCCCAUGUUACUGGAACACAACAGCACCGUCUUCAAUAAGGAAUACAUCUCGUCGUCCUCAUCGUCCUCCCAUAGAGACAGGGACAGAGACAGAGACAGAGACAGAGACAGAGACAGAGACAGAGACAGGGACAGGGAUAGGGACAGAGCUGCCUACGGGGCUCACUGGACCCAUAAUAACCUGGGAAACUCCCUGCACCGCUCCUCCAGCCGCCAGCAUUAUCAGCAGCACCACAGCCUCAUCAGCACCAUCGCAGAGCCCUACAUCAUUAAGACCACUCACACCAAGGAGAAGGUCCAGGAGACCCAGAUCUAAGGGACUCAUGCUGGCCUUACUGUGGAUCUAGCUGUGUGGAUCUAACUCAGUGGAUUUCUAUAUGGAUCUGACUCUACCCCCUCCUCUCCUCCUCUUCUCUCUGCUCACCAGUCCAUGCAAUAGAAUGCACAAAGAAGACAGUAACUUUAUUUUGUACAGAGUGCAAAAUGGAGACAGUUUUUUCUCUCUUGUACAUGCUUAUACAUAAAUAUAGAAAUAUAAAAAAUAUAAAAUAAUUCUACUAUGAGGACGGUGGUGGGAGAUUAUAUUUAAAAAAAUAAAGUACAAUUUAAACUAUUUUCUAUUAACUCAUAACUUCUAUUUAAAAGUGGGAGAUGUUGAGAUGCUGUGGGGGUAGCCUAUAUGAUGAUUGAUUGAGUGAGCUGUCUUGAGGAAGACCGUUCUGUUUGUUAUUUUGACCACUUAGAAUGCAGUUCUACUCACACCAGUUUAUAGAACAACAAGCCCUAACAUCAGAUCAGUCUUCACAGGUUAAGCUUGUAAAAGCACUAAUUCGUACUGUGCCAAACGUUGCAAUAAAGGAUUGGAAGAUUAAGAAAACCAACAGCCACAACCAAGAAAAAUCUAGACAGAGAGUCAUUUGUCGAGGGAGAGCUGUAGAGAGAAGAGCGUAGAUUUUGCUGUUCAGUCGCUAUCAGCCAAAUGCUUUCAGACUGCAGUGGAUUUCUGCAGCUAAGGUUUAACCCUUUGUUUAUCGGAGCUAAGCUACAUGUCUUUCUAAAAGCAGCUCUUCUUUAUGUUACUAAAUCUAAACCAGUUUAGUACGAUUGCAUUUGAUUUAUCCCAGGUCCCCUUGGCUAAGAUGAAGUACAGGCUAUUAUGAACAGUGAUUUGGUGUGAUUACUUCAUGCAGAUUUAGGUUGCAUAAUGCAUUAUGUUUGAUAGUUUUUUUCCUUUCCUUGGGUUGUGACAUGCUUCUUAAUAGCAUGUGUAGUGUUUUGGGUUAAUGUAGUGAUGAAUUAAAGCAGUUAUUUGCCUGCUCUCUGUAAGGGCUCUUCUAUUGGUAAUCCCUCACAGAUACAGACAUGUGGUGCAGAAGGACUGGGGUUUGCUGACCGAUCUGCUUUUGGAAGGAAAAAAGGAGUGGGGUUGAAAUGAAAUGAAUGUCUGGACAUUGGGCUUGUUUCUCCGUGGACGUAAUUGAAACAGUGAAAUCGUUUUUUAUUUUCCUUAUUUUAGUUAUUAUUUUGUAGCAACACUAUUUUUAUGGCGAGUCUAUAAGGAGGCAAACAAAAUAAAACCUUUGGUUUGUAUUUCUCUA
Molecule: messenger RNA, 4756 nt
Organism: Coregonus clupeaformis (lake whitefish)
Lineage: Eukaryota; Metazoa; Chordata; Actinopteri; Salmoniformes; Salmonidae
Product: leucine-rich repeat-containing protein 4-like
Exons: 2
Coding region: 1366-3474 (702 amino acids)
Biological process (GO): excitatory synapse assembly; modulation of chemical synaptic transmission; postsynaptic density protein 95 clustering
Cellular component (GO): postsynaptic density membrane; glutamatergic synapse; plasma membrane
Molecular function (GO): protein binding
Source: RefSeq, a predicted model, not a curated record